AUGAUGAAGACGGAGCCGCGGGGGCCCGGAGGUCCCCUCCGGAGCGCCUCCCCGCACCGCAGCGCCUAUGAGGCGGGCAUCCAGGCGCUGAAGCCGCCCGACGCGCCCGGGCCCGACGAGGCACCCAAGGCAGCCCACCACAAGAAAUAUGGCUCCAACGUCCACCGCAUCAAAAGUAUGUUCCUGCAGAUGGGCACAACGGCGGGGCAGGAGCGCGCCGGCCUGCAGGACCGGAAGCUGGACGUCGUGGUGCGCUUUAACGGCAGCACCGAGGCUCUGGACAAGCUGGACUCCGACGCCGUGUCGCCGACGGUCAGCCAGCUCAGCGCCGUCUUUGAGAAGGCCGACUCGAGGACCGGCCUCCACCGCGGGCCCGGGCUCCCCAGGGCCGCGGCCGCCGGGGCUCCCCAGGUCAACUCGAAGCUGGUCAGUAAGCGGUCCCGGGUGUUCCAGCCUCCGCCUCCACCUACCGCCCCGUCGGGGGAUGCCCCAGCCGAGAGAGAGCGCGGCCCCGGGGGGCAGCAGCCCCCGCAGCACCGAGUGGCCCCCGCCCGGCCGCCCCCCAAGCCCCGGGAGGUGCGCAAGAUUAAGCCGGUGGAGGUGGAGGAGAGUGGGGAGUCGGAGGCCGAGGCUGCGCCUGGGGAGGUGAUCCAGGCGGAGGUGACGGUCCACGCGGCCUUGGAGAAUGGCAGCACCUUGGCAACCACAGCCAGCCCCGCACCCGAAGAGCAGAAAGCCCAAGCAAUCCCCGAGGAAGAGGCGGCGGCCGCGGUGGCGCCUGAGAGAGGGGUGGGCAAUGGCCGGGCCCCGGAUGUGGCCCCGGAGGAGGCGGAUGAGUCCAAGAAGGAGGACUUCUCCGAGGCAGACUUGGUGGACGUGAGCGCCUACAGUGGGCUGGGGGAGGACUCUGGGGGCAGUGCCCUGGAGGAGGACGAUGAAGACGACGAGGAGGAUGGGGAGCCCCCCUAUGAGCCCGAGUCGGGGUGCGUAGAGAUCCCUGGGCUAUCGGAGGAAGAAGACCCGGCCCCAAGCCGAAAGAUCCAUUUCAGCACAGCGCCUAUCCAAGUGUUCAGCACCUACUCAAACGAGGACUACGAUCGGCGCAACGAGGACGUGGAUCCCAUGGCAGCCUCCGCGGAGUAUGAACUGGAGAAGCGGGUGGAGAGGUUGGAGCUGUUCCCUGUGGAGCUGGAGAAAGACUCCGAGGGACUCGGCAUCAGCAUCAUCGGCAUGGGGGCUGGGGCAGACAUGGGCCUGGAGAAGCUGGGCAUCUUCGUCAAAACUGUGACUGAGGGCGGCGCAGCCCAUCGGGAUGGCAGGAUCCAGGUGAACGAUCUCCUGGUGGAGGUGGAUGGAACCAGUCUGGUGGGAGUGACCCAGAGCUUUGCAGCCUCCGUGCUCCGGAACACCAAGGGCCGAGUGCGGUUUAUGAUUGGCCGGGAGCGGCCUGGCGAGCAGAGCGAGGUGGCUCAGCUAAUUCAGCAGACCCUGGAACAGGAGCGAUGGCAGCGGGAGAUGAUGGAGCAGAGAUACGCCCAGUAUGGGGAGGAUGAUGAGGAGACCGGAGAGUAUGCCACUGACGAGGAUGAGGAGCUGAGCCCCACGUUCCCAGGUGGCGAGAUGGCCAUUGAGGUGUUCGAGUUGGCAGAGAACGAGGAUGCCUUGUCCCCUGUGGACAUGGAGCCCGAGAAGCUGGUGCACAAGUUCAAGGAGCUCCAGAUCAAGCAUGCUGUGACUGAGGCUGAGAUCCAGCAGCUGAAAAGAAAGCUGCAGAGCCUGGAGCAGGAGAAGGGGCGGUGGCGGGUGGAGAAGGCCCAGCUGGAGCAGAGUGUGGAGGAGAACAAGGAGCGCAUGGAGAAGCUGGAGGGCUACUGGGGUGAGGCCCAGAGCCUGUGCCAAGCUGUGGAUGAGCACCUGCGGGAGACCCAGGCCCAGUACCAGGCCCUGGAGCGCAAGUACAGCAAGGCCAAGCGCCUCAUCAAGGACUACCAGCAGAAGGAGAUCGAGUUCCUGAAAAAGGAGACCGCACAGCGCCGGGUUCUGGAGGAGUCGGAGCUGGCUAGGAAGGAGGAGAUGGACAAGCUCCUGGACAAGAUCUCAGAACUGGAAGGAAACCUGCAAACACUGAGGAAUUCCAAUUCUACUUAACAGGAAUCUUUCCUUGACCAGACAAUAAUUAAUCCCCUCCCAUUGUCCUCCCUCCCCUGUCCUCAAUAUUUCAUCCCUCCCUCUACCAGCCUGGGGACAGGUGCCCCAACUCCCCCACCCCUCUGCCCUACCUCCCCCAGCUUCAGGGACCAGAGGGCCCAUAUCACAGGCCCCAUUAUGGUGGCCCCGGGCAGACAGGUGGCUGGAAGGAUGGCCUCCUUCUUACUUCAUGGGGCUGAGGCACAGAGGCCAAGGGAUGCCGAGAGCUGGCCUGGGUGGUGGAUGGACACAAGGAACUGCAGAACAAACUGCCAGACUUUAUAACCUCCAGCCUUUGUCUCUGGACUGGAAUGGGGCUGGGGGCUCUCCCAGCAUUUCACCACCUGGAGGCUGCUCCCUGCCCACGAGGCUCCUUGACUUGAGAGUCUACCUUCUUGGCCCUUCCCCCUACCCCAUCAUUGUGCUGUCUCUGUUUCAUUCUGAUCCUCCUGCUGGAAGGGGAUGCCUCCACACCUCCUCCCAUCCCUGUCUCCCCUCCCAGGGGGAGAGAGUCCACCCCAGAGCCUGGAGGCUGGGCCUGGCCCUGCACUGAUUUCUCAUGUAUCCUUCAAGAAAAGGGGAGUAAGAGUAGGAAAAGGGGGGCAGUAGCCCUCAGUUUCUCCUUGUGCCUCCCACCUGCCCUUCCCUGGUGCCAAAUAGCCAUAACCUCUUCCUGGAACAGUUCUGUGGCCUCUCUGAGAUCCAGUUUCCUGGCCAAGGAGAGGAGAUCGGCUUAGUGGGGCUGGCUGCAGAGACCCUGGUCUUAGGCAAGAGAAACAUUUCUUACUGAGAGCCAGGCCCUGCCCUGGACCACACAUGGAAGCCUUGUACUAACACCAGAGAUUCAGCCUCACCCUACCCACACCCACACCCUUCCAAUGUUUUGACUGGAGGGCAACAUUUUACUACUAAACUUUUUGGAGACCAAGGCUGCCCUACUGACAGCCUGCUUUCUAAGUGAAAUUGACUCAUUUCCUCACUUUAACCCCAAAUUGGGGCUUGGACCAAGGGAGGUGAGGACCCCCCCACACACAGGUCCGCCUCCCCUUUCAGAAUCCAUCUCAUUUUGCCCCUUCCUGAUGCCCCUACCCUAGCCUGGAUUUUUGUUCAUUUUUAACAGACAACCUCCGUCCCAACCCUUUUGGCUUCUCCCCGUCCCCUAUAAAUAGACCAUGCCAUCGAUCAGUAUUUCUUCCCAACCCCCUUCCCGCCCCCAGACGUUUCUCUACCCCCCCGAAAGAGCUGGCUGUCCCAGCGCCGGGCCGCGCACUUCACCUCCUUCGCCCCCGCAGACGGAGGGGGCGGGGCCAGGUGGGUGGCGCCGCGGGCGCUUCCGGUUUCUCUGGCGGUUGGCGGUCCUUGCCCCGCCCUCUGCAGGACUGCGUCUCUGUAUAUAAUAUAUAUAUGUAUGUAUUGUUCCCGGUUUUGUACGGACCAUGCCCUCUGUCAGGUUGUCCCCAUAAACGCAGCCCCCAGAG
Messenger RNA from Miniopterus natalensis, 3665 nucleotides. Lineage: Eukaryota; Metazoa; Chordata; Mammalia; Chiroptera; Miniopteridae. The record is from RefSeq and is a predicted model, not a curated record.